CACCGCUCUGGUCGAGGUGCAUUGUGGGGAGGAAAGUCGUUGCCAUUCGACCUCUGCGGGGCCUGCGCGGACGCAGCGAGAACCCUGAAAUUCAUUAUGCGUUUAAAACCUUUAUUUAUUUCCGCAUAACCUACAUACUCUCACCGGGAGGGCCAGGCGGGGAAAAGAAACGACGGCGGACCAUCUCUUUCGGAGAAAGACAUCGCUUCCAAACACUCUGUUUAUUCGCCGGAGGGAUAGACACUGCUGGGGAAAGUGAAGAUAGUUUUAUAUAUAUAUAUAAAGAAAAACAUGUCCGGUGAGAGAAAUCGCAGGUCCCUGGCUUUCCGAGGAGGUGGUUCGGCUGGGUUAACGGGCUCCGGCGGCAUCGGCGGGGGGAACUGUAACAGCUGGGAGGCCCCGGCCUGUCAAGACCGACAUUUUAACGGGAAUAGGCCGGAUCAAGAGGACGACAGGGAUCUGGGGGCGAAGGGACCGUCGCAGAAGCGAGCGGAGGGCGCUGGGUCUGUCAGCGACAGCACGGAGCCCGAGGCGGAGGAGGAAGAGGACCCGGAAGGGGGCAGCUGGGCACCCGGGGACGACCGUGCGGGCUCGGUCGAAGGAGACGACGGGAAUAGCUGUGCGGCGGGGAACGGUCCCACCGACAGCGCCGGAGAAGGACAAGAGUCCCGGAGCGUGGCGAGGGGAGGCGAGCCCGGUUCCAGGAAAUCGGGGGUAGAGAUGAGACCGCAGACGCUGCUUCAGAAACACUCACUGUUCAACGCUUCGUGGCUGCAAGACUUCCCGUGGCUCAAAUUCUGCCAAGAGACGGGACUCAUGUCUUGCUCCUGGUGCCACAACAUUGCCACUAAAAACAGCGACGAGCUCGUCAAGGGGAGCCGCAACUACAAGCGGGCCCUGCUGCUGAGACAUCACCUGUCUUCCGAGCACGGGAGAAAUGACCCCACCAAACAGGAGACCGUGAGACCGUCGGACAACACCAGCCCCUCCACUAACUCCUCAGAGGACGACUACCGCAACAAGCCCAACGAGAACUCCUACUGCUACCAGCUUCUGCAAGAGCUGGACAAACAGCGCAAAAGCGGCAUCCUCUGCGACGUGAACAUAGUCGUCUCGGGCCAGGUGUUCCGCGCGCACAAGAACAUCCUGGUGGCGGGCAGCCGCUACUUCAAAACUCUCUACUGUCUGACCAAGAGCGAGGCGCAGGACCAGGCCACUGUCACACACCUUGACGUCGCUGCCGUGCAGGGCUUCUCGGUCAUCCUCGACUUCCUCUACUCCGGAAACCUGCUGCUCACAAGCCAAAACGCCAUCGAGGUGAUGACCGUGGCGAGUUACCUCCAAAUGACGGAGGUCGUACAGUCGUGCAGGGCUUUUAUAAAGGACGCCCUCAACAUCAGCAUUAAGCAGGAGGCUCCCGACUCGGUGGUGGUGGACUACAACAAGAGGCAAACGGUGGCCAAAGACGGCCAGAGGGGGCUGGACCGGAAACCCAGCAACUUUUGGGCCACGAGCAUCCUGUCAAAGCUGUCGAUCAAGGCGAGCGGCAACCAAGCCAAGGACGCAGUCGAAGAGAAUGACGUAAACGGCAGGGUAAAGGAGGAGACCAGCGACGUAGAGGUGACGGCGGCCGGGGCCGAGGGCUGUGCCCUCGUGACCUCGGGGGCCUCGGGUAACUGGAGCCACCACAAUGACACCUCGUCUGAUUCUGCAGAGACCAAUGACAUCCGGGCGGCAAGCAGCCAGACGCAGUACUUUGUCUGGAACGAGCCGGUCACGUGCGCGGCGUCGGCGCCCGCCGCCAUAAACCGAGAGGCGUCGGACGCGGCCGUGGGAAGCGGGCGGAGGAAAAAACAGACCACCACGAGGCGAUUCGUCUACAACUUCCAGCCAGAGCCAGAAGAAGGAUUCGACGAGGGGAUGCUCAUCCAGCCGUCGGCCUCCUACCCCAGAGACGACUUCUCCUCACUCUCUGAAAAUGCUGAGCUGGCCAAUCAGAUCCAGUAUAGCAUCAUGCAAGACUUACAGCAAGGGGAGUCCUGGGAGAAUGGCGAGGCCUCGCACCUAGCCCUCAAUAAGCUCAAGUGCCCCCACUGUAACUACAUCGCCAAGCACCGCCGCACACUCAAGAGGCACCUGAUCAUCCACUCAGGUGUGCGCUCCUUCAGCUGCGACAUCUGCGGCAAGCUCUUCACCCGCCGCGAGCACGUAAAGAGACAUUCCCUGGUGCACAAGAAAGACAAAAAAUACAAGUGCAUGGUCUGCAAGAAGAUCUUCAUGCUAGCAGCCAGCGUCGGCAUCCGUCACGGGUCGCGGCGCUACGGCGUCUGCGCCGAUUGCGCCGACUCGCACCAAGCCACUCAGGAGGGCAUGGAGGGCAUGGAGUUUCCUCGCGACGAGGACUUUGACGGGGAAGAAGUGGAGGACGUGGAGGGAGAGGAGCCCGCCGACAACGACCAAUCAAACUGGGGCGAGGGCAACGCCGCUGGCGCCCCAGUGGAGGACUAAGAAAUCUAAACAAGCUUGAGAAACAAAUCUGAAAAAAAUUAAGUUGAUGUUUAAUAUAUAUAAAUGUAAACAAAACCUAGCUGGUAAACAAUCAACUCCAAAGUGCUAUCAAACCUCGAGGUUACUUAAUUGUUCAAGUACACAACAAAGAGAUGAUUUUUUUUUUUUUUUAAAGCUUUGUUAGUAUGGGAACUCCAAGAUGUACAGAUGUUAUUAUUAUUAUUAUUAUUAUUAUUAUGAUGUGUCCAACUCUGGGCCCAGCGCCUCAAAGAGAGUGAUUCUAAUGACGGAUUAUAUGAUGAAUCAGGUUUAUGGUGAUGUAUUUUUAUUUCCUGUUUGUUUUCGGGGUGCGAGUUGGGUGGGGUGUUGUAAUUUUUAUUAUUUCUUUUUCAAGUUGAGGUAGGCCAAUCAUCUAAACAAAGAAAUGUUAAUUAUUUAAUUUAUGAAAAGAGCUUAUAAUGGUCUUAUUAAAUGCUAUAAUUUGUUUUUCUGUCGUUUUUUUUUUUUUGUUUUUCUGUGUGCGCGAGCAAUCUGAAAGUGUGUUGCUUGAAGCACACAGACGAAGAGCAUUACUGUCCACAGGAAGAGGGAUACUUGCUCUGUAGAUCUUGUUUAGAGGCGCUAAAUAGUGUAUUCGUUUUUUUUUUUCUUUGUUUGUUUUUUUCGAUUUCCUUUCCCUGCAAAAAUCUUGGAACCAAAAAAUCUGUUUUGUGACUCUAAUGUAUCACAGCCAUAUUUAUGAUUUAAUUUAAAAAGAAAAAAAAGGGCUGUGAUAUUGUGCCAAACAGACCGCACACCAAGAUUUAGCAGGAAUCAAAAACUACUGAAUAUACUUAAAAGAGAGAGAGAGAGAGAGAAAAAAAUAGACAAUGUCGGGUGUUGUUGUUUUAAAUAGGGUGGGGAAACAUGAAACAAAAAUAGAAAAAGACGGGAAAUGUUAUCGCUAGCUUUAUACAAAUCACAGCGUCACAGUAACACUUUAUUAUUAUUAUUAUUAUUAUUAAACAAAAGCAUUUGACUUUCACUUAAAGCUUGAAUUUUUGCCAAAUGACGAAACGUUUGGUGCUGUAAUGCUUGUCGCAGAAUACUGGACCUACAGGCUAUAUAUGAUGUUUAUAAUCAUAAAAGCUUCAACUGACUCAGUUAUGCAUAUUUAAUCAGCUUAAUCUAUAGAACACUGUUGUGCUACGGCGACUAUCAGGUAUGCUUUAUGCCAUCGUUUUGAAGCUUUUUACUUUUUAAUUUAACGCGCGCGCACACACACACCUUUUUAAUUUUUUAAUUCUUUGCUUCUAUUUUGUAAAACUACCAACUGUACUUGUGAUCGCCAUCUUGAGGACCUAAAUGGACAUCGAUUAUCUGUUUGUUUAUUUUUGGUACUGAGGUUGAAAGCUUAAAAAAAAACAGAAACAAGUUCACACAUAUAUAUAUUUCUAAUCACUUGAACGUUGGUUUGUGAUGGGGUGGGGUUAGAAAUGUGCAGGACUUCAUGACGCCUGAUGUUUUUCAAGUCUAAAAGAAACUCCAUUUUGCAUUUUUUUUUUUAAAGUAAUGUCAUCAGUUUAAUUUGUCUUUUUGAGUGUGUGUACAUUUAUUUUUCCUUUAUUGUUUUUUUUUUUUUUUUUUUUUAGGUCUGCCAGGUAGAAAACACUUUGUUCCACAAAAAGUGAAGCUCUAUGGCGCCUCAUAGACAUGCACUUACUUUUCAUGAAAAGAGUCUUCUUUUUAUGUUUGCGUCUCUCCCCCAAAAGCGGGUCUGAAUGGAACUAUAUAAAAACUGUUGUCUUUCUUCCAGUCGCAUAUUUUUUUUUUUUUUAAAUAGAUGUCCUGUUUUUGUUAUUUAAUAUUAUAUAUAUAUAUAUAUAUAUAUGAAUAUAAACUCCAAAAUGCAAUCAAGACUGUUAAUUUCUAUUUGUCCAACCAAAAUUGUUUUUAUUAAUUAUUGUUGGAAUAUAAUGUAUGCGGAAAAGCCAGGUGAAUACUUGCUUAGUGUAGAGAUAAAACGACAAAAAUCCUUGCUCGUGUCUGUAACUGUUGAGAUUUUUUUAAAUGUUUUUAACGCUUCAGAAUCAUUCACUUUACCUUUAUUUAGUUUCAUUUUUUUUUUAUUUUGUCGUCUUUUACACUUAUGUUUCCUCCUUUUUGUUUCACCAAGCACAUGUUUUUUUUUGUUUUGUUUUAUUUUUGUAAAGAAACACAGAUUGUUUGCGGGUUUAAACCUUGGAACAGCAGUAUCUGUUCGUAUGCAGUGGAAUAAUGUAUUGAAGUGCUAAUGAUACCGAAGACGUGUAACUUCCUUUUUACGCUCAGUGGAAGAAGAUAUAUUUUAAGUCAUAGAGAUAUUCAUCCUCUUUGUGUCACUUUUUACCUUUACGUCACAGUAGGGAGAGGUUACGGUGCGGAUUUAUAUAUAAAUAUAUAGAAAAAUAUAUGUUGAGAAUAUAUGAGAUAAAUACGUAUGAAGAAGAAUAUAUGGAAAUAACGGAAAACAGCCACAAACCUCGUGCUGUGGUGAAUUUUUUUUUUUUUUUACCUUUUUGCUUUCUCCGUUCACGCCGUGUGCUCGUUCAUCUCACCAUCUCUGUCAUGUUUGUUCUUUUGAUACUAUUUACCAUCCUACUGAUUUUACUGUAAUGAAUGAAACUCAAAAGCUAUGAUGUAUCAUGAUAGAUUUCAUGCUGUAUUUGUUAUAUGGACAAAAUAAAACCCCACAAAAACUGAAAAAAAAAAUCAACCAAAAAAAAAACAAAUUAAAAAAAAACAAACCCAAACAAAGCAAAAACACUACAGAUGUAAAGCAGAGGUUUUUUUUCCCAGCUGUAUUUUUUUACGCUGUUGCAUAAAAAAAAAAAAAAAGGUUGUAUUUUUCAACUCUUCUCUCUAUGUCUCGAAUUUUAACAGUGAUGCAAAACCCAGGGGCCGCGCCUCAGUGCCCUUUUUUUCCGAACACGAAGCAAAUUCAGGUUACUCUUUUUACGUUUUUAUCAAAGGUUUUCAAAGAUGGAACUACAUUUUCCUUUUUUCUGUCUGAAUUGUACUACUGUUCCUCUCUGUACUACAUUUUACGAAUAAAACUUUGAUAUUGCUUUAA
Molecule: messenger RNA, 5599 nt
Organism: Fundulus heteroclitus (mummichog)
Lineage: Eukaryota; Metazoa; Chordata; Actinopteri; Cyprinodontiformes; Fundulidae
Product: zinc finger and BTB domain-containing protein 10
Exons: 5
Coding region: 292-2508 (738 amino acids)
Biological process (GO): regulation of transcription by RNA polymerase II
Molecular function (GO): DNA-binding transcription factor activity, RNA polymerase II-specific; RNA polymerase II cis-regulatory region sequence-specific DNA binding; protein binding
Source: RefSeq, a predicted model, not a curated record